Molecule: messenger RNA, 1217 nt
Organism: Pseudovirgaria hyperparasitica
Lineage: Eukaryota; Fungi; Ascomycota; Dothideomycetes; Acrospermales; Acrospermaceae
Product: ARF/SAR superfamily
Exons: 5
Coding region: 269-820 (183 amino acids)
Biological process (GO): vesicle-mediated transport; intracellular protein transport
Cellular component (GO): cytoplasm
Molecular function (GO): GTP binding; GTPase activity
Source: RefSeq, a predicted model, not a curated record
CAAUUUACUAUCCGUACUAAUCAAAUCUCCUGUCCCACACUUGCGCACCGCUUCAAAAUCAUCCUCUCUUCUUGUUUACUCGCACUCUGUUCUCCAUCUGCUUCUCGUGUGCGCUGCGCCAUUCUCGAAUCACCUCGCCCUAUCAAUCACCCUUGUCGCGUCGUUAAAUCUCAGACCGCAUCCUAGCUCCAACAACCGACAACUCCCCCCACCUCGAACCUCCUACAAUCAUCAUCCGCCCAAUACAAUCGCCUAGAAAUCAUUCAAGAUGGGUGGACAAAUCUCGAAGAUGAUGAACAAGAUCUUCGGAUCGAAGGAAAUGCGUCUCUUGAUGUUGGGGCUUGAUGCCGCCGGCAAGACCACAAUUCUCUACAAGCUCAAGCUUGAUCAAGACGUCACCACAAUUCCCACCGUUGGCUUCAACGUCGAAACUGUCACCUACAAGAACACCAAGUUCAAUGUCUGGGAUGUCGGUGGUCAAGAUAAGAUUAGGCCUCUAUGGAGACACUAUUUCUCUGGCACUCAAGGUCUAAUCUUCGUGAUCGACUCCAACGACCGCGAUCGCAUCGAAGAAGCUAAGACUGAACUCACGAGAAUCAUACAAGACCGUGAAAUGAAAGAUGCCCUACUAUUGGUAUUCGCAAACAAGCAGGACAUUUCUGGAGCCAUGAGCCCCAAGGAAGUCUCAGACAAACUACAACUUGAUCGCGUCGCCAAGGACCACGUCUGGAAGGUCGAGCCGAGCUGUGCGACCACUGGCGAAGGCAUCUUCGAGGGCCUUGCAUGGCUCUCGAACAACGUCAAACUCCCACCGAAAUAGACGCACCUCUACGAUCACAACGACGAUUCAAUGCUACGAGUUUCUUGCAUAUACCCUUGCUUCUCACAUUGGCACCCCUUCAGACCUUGUCUUCAUACCUAAUUUUCUGCCGUAAUUGCACGGCUUCUUUCUCUGGGAGAAGAGAAGCAUUGACAAAUAAUUCUCUUAUAAUUAUGAGGCGACACUCGGCACUGUUUCGUUCCAUCUAGCAGCAAUUCAUUCAAGAGGUGGAACUGUAUUAGUAAAGCGGCAUCAUGAGGAGUUGAUGACUUGGCUUGCAUGGCGUCGGAGAUACUUCUCCGCCUUCAGCGAGGUCAGGUGUAAUGCUCAGACGAGCGGAGGGAGAAUGUUGUACUACAAUCAUAAUGCCUAGAAAUGAGGAAUAGAUCCCUGGAAU